UUUUCACGCAGCCAAUCGGUGCCAGUCUUGAAAACAGAAGCUACUGCAGCAAUGUGCCUUAAAGACAUGGACUUGAUCCAUCUCACUCACAUCAAUUGAGAUUGUGAAGGUGCAAAGCUGUCAAGAGGUACACAAAAAUUCACAAAGUUUGUGUAGACAUGUGUAGACUACGUGUUUGUGUGUUCAGUUCUCAUCAUCGACUCAUCAUCCAAGUUAUGCACCUCUCUUUCUUUCCACCUGGCAUCAUGGUGCUUUCCUCGGCCAUAACCUGCAAGUGCGCAGUCUAUGGCAGUCUUGAACUUCUCCGGCCUCUGUCGACGCGUCUUGGUGUCAUACUUUUUCUGUAUAGUCUGUAUAGGCUGUAUAGGCUAGGUGAUAAGUUAAAAUAAGAUUUUCAAGAACUUCGGCGGCAUGCAUUUUCAAACAUGUUCAAUUCAGGUAUGGUUUUUGAAGAUUAAAGGACAUGUGCAAAAUGACCCAGUAACUGUAUAGGGCGUGUUGCACAAACGUCUAAGCUUGACAGUCAAGAUCAAAGCAAACCGUCCAUGGACAGGACGGCCACCCCCUGAAGUCAUGUCCAAGCUCGUCCAAUGUGGACCAUAGUGGACCUACGUCUGCACUUUCGACGUCGAGAUAUCAACAGUUUGCGAUGGCUCCGGUGAGAUUCCAUAUGCCGGUGCUUUGCUGCCUACAGCAAGCCACGAUUUCAAUAGCACCCAUGCCUUUGGGAGGCUUGGGUGUCCUGCAUGCUUUGUCCAAGCUCCGAAUCCUUUUGCUCGAAAUAUCCACAGUAUUUCUAAGUUUUAUGAGGUUCUUAUGCAACCUUCUAUUCAAACGCACCAUGCAAACUGCCUGUGCUUUAACUUUGGUGCAAACAUGUGCAAACAUAAGGAGGCAUUGGCUCAUAUUGACUCAAAGGAGCAUCUGUUUGGCCUAGGCAAGGACGUUUUGCGGCGCAAUCCCGCUCUGAGAGCCUGCAAUUCUGCUAGCCUCCUCCUGCUUUCGACUCCUCAAACAGACAUGAUAUAUUGGAUGUAUUGGGAUUGAAAGAUAUGGAAAACCUUUUUCAAACCUACUGGAUAUGAUUUAUGAUCGUUCUUUUGCCAAGUUGAUACUUGACUUGAAGCUAAGUUCCAAGGUCUUCUAUAGAGCUCUGAGGGCGGGAACAUGAUCUUCUCAGCACAGUGACAGUGGCAAUAGGCUAGGUCGCAAAUUUCAUAGGAAGGUCGCUUUUUUCGAAGCGGGGUAUGCCACCGGCAUCUUCCAUCAAAGGGAAAUAAUCGAGGACCUCCGAGUCGAUGUGAUCACGGUCUGUAGGAUACACGAGACUUUACUGCAAGCAUCUCACUUAUUGUCUGCCUGCAUGUUUUUUCUUCUGCGCUUUGCACAACGGGUGACGGAUGGCGACAGUGACUUCGAAAUGUCUCUCACUAGCUAGUCAUGGACACCGUUGCCAAGCUAGUGAGACAUUGUAAAAGUGGGCUCUCUUUACAGCAGCUGGCGUUUCCUUCAUAUGAACCAUAUGUUUUUUGUCUGUAUGAAAGUGUGAUAUUCCAGCAAAUCGCUGAAUUCAUCACAGUUUUCAUGGCUCCUCUCUCUAGAACUAUGCUGCUGAGUUGGUUCCAGCGCCAGUGAGCUGAAGGGAAGCUAACGCAGUGCGGCAGCGUGCAGUCAGUGACUCUCCGCAAUGCACUGCCACGGAUGCAUGUGCUGCAUGUGGUUGUGCCGUUCCAGAGUUGGGCUACUCAGCCCUCGGAGUUGCAAGGAGGCGUCCAGUUAGUUGUGCGCCUGCCAUUACUUAGCCAUCCCGGGAUUGGCACAAAAGGGUUUCAGCACCUGAUUGCUUUUCCAGAUGGUCUCAAUGGAAAGCUCAACUCAAACAAACAGAGUGGACAGGGAGCAUGCAAAAUAGUUAGGGGCAAAACAAGUCUGAACGUGCCAUCUGGGUGUAAAUCAAGAUUGCCUCUGCGAAGAUACAUGCUUUUCUCCCACUGGGAGCAACAAAGUCUCAGCAUUUCUUUGCUUCCAAGGCACCCCAAAAGCCUUGCUGAUGCUUUGGCAACAGGCUGGUAAACAUACUUUGAAAACACUUUGACCUGAUACUGAUAAACACUUUGACCUGAUACUGAUACUGAUCACACUUCAAGACUUUGAGGAUCUUUCAGGCACUGGCAAAGCAGCCAUAUUACAGCUGGAGGAUCAUCAAGUCAAAUUGGACUUUAAUUCCGGUAGGAGCUUAUAUGGACCUAAAGGGCCGUGCGUCAGCUGAUCGUUGCCUAUUGAAUCUCAGGUUCGGGCUAAGAAUGUUGGACAAACAAAGAAAACAUUGUACGAGGCCACAGAAUGCAUGGGCAGCAAGGACCGGGAAUGCAAGGGUCCCACCGUUGUUUUUGCAGCCUCUUGGAAACGAGAUUCAUGGCACCCAUCCUCAUUCCAAGAAAGUCCAAUGUUGAACUCGGGACUGUUUCAUGCAACGGGUGCCUUUGCAACUCUUCAGACCAUCAACCGCGGCUCAACUGUCCAAGCAUGGCUGGAGGCUGCGAUUCGAAUUUCAUCCUAAACAAUGCAACCAUCCACGUCUAACACUAGCUGAGGGUUUGAUUCUCUCUGGCCUCUGUGGAUACUGGUCAUGCUCCUCUCAUUGCUCUUCGGUCUCGACUCUCGACAUUGUACCUGGCUUGCAACAGCUCAUCUCAUGCGCAAAAAUAGGCUGUUGCUUUUGACAUCAACAAUCCAACCAGCUCCCAGCUUCAUUGCUUUGAAUUGUGCUCUGUUCUCCAAGCAAUUCUCCCAAGAAUCAAAGUAUAGACUUGAGAAAGAGCACUUGGUAUGAUAAUCAUAAUACUUGACACACUGCGAAGCCGCACGAAGGCACAUGGAGAAACCCUAGAAUCCAUUUGGAACCUCCUAGAAAUCAACUGAAUUCAUCGGAUUUUGCUUGGUCAAACUGAGGCAAGUUUAAGCAUCCAAAAUGCAGAGCCCAUUGUCUGUGUCAGGUUGUUGCAGGCAGCUCCUGGUAUAUUUGCGUAGGCAAGCUACUGGUAUGUCCUGCGAGCCAAACAACCUGGCAAGGCGGCAAGCCUUGUGAAGUGCGUUACGAAAGUUCCGUUGCUCUGCUUCUGCAUGAUAUGCCAAAUACGGUGGGGUAUAGCUUUGCCGUUGAGACACUGGCAGGGAACGGAUCUGAGUAAAUGUGGUGGAAUAUGUUGCGUCUCUGAUGUUUCGGUGUCGCAAACACCAAAACACUUGGGAUCACUAAACUGGCAUCCAUGCUGGCCUCUAACAUCUGCACCGAUUUUUCUCCACCAACUCAAGGCCAUCCGCGUUCGUAUUUUCUGAGUACGUCUUGCGCAAGCAGCAGGACUGAAUUUGCCUUUCUGCUUCGGUCGGAACAUACCUGUACCUCUUGAACAUCACAAACAUCCUAAAGAGUUUCAUGCUACACACUCUUGAAAGGGAGCGGAACAAAAAUAUGAGCCGUGCAAGGCAAGCGUAUGCUGCGCUUCAGUGGGAGCAACACUACAAAGAAACAUCCUGACCAUCCUGACCCAAAGUUUUCUUUGGAUGCAUUACUUGUGGAUGACUUUUGGACACAGC
Cladocopium goreaui is the source of this 3597-nucleotide messenger RNA. The record is from the annotation of a GenBank genome assembly. NCBI's taxonomy places the organism in Eukaryota, Dinophyceae, Suessiales, Symbiodiniaceae.